AUGCCAUUUGACACAUCUGCUAUAGCCGUCUUUGGAAUAGCAACAGUUUUCCGUACGGCUAUUCCAUUGCUGGUGCCAUCGCUUCAGCCCGUGCUGGAUGGUCGUGUUGAGAUCACGACCCCUGUAUCUUCUUUUAAGCGACUUCAGGAGGGCUUAUUCUUGUACUCGUCGUCGUCUAUAUCGGCGACUGGCUCGUCGAUCUACGAAAGUGGCGUCUGCCACCAUUCACCUCUUUUGGUAGCCUUUUUUUCUUUAAUUAAAGAACAUGGCCUUCCAUUGCAUUUACCUUUUACAAUUGCCGAUAUUGUUGGCGCUCUUUGCCUUUACGCAAUUGCAUCAACACUACAGGCCCGCUCUCAAAAACAAGCAGCAGAAACCUCAAAAGAAAAAAGCGAGCAACUGCCACCACCAAGUGCAUUUUCACCUGCUGCAGUUGCAGCCGUUUAUCUCUUCAAUCCAUUUUCCCUUUUGGCAUCUUUUGCGCAUUCAACAAAUGUUUUGACCAACACUCUGGUGUUAGCAGCUAUUGCAUCAGGCCUUGUUGUGAGACGACCUCUCAUUGCUAUGCUUUUUCUUGCUCUAGCAUCUGUCUUAUCAAUAUACCCACUAUGCUUUUUACCUGCAUUGGCUGCUGUUUCACUCGAGCCCCUUGCUGUCAGAAAUGUGCCCACUCCGAUAUCAAAUGGCAGUAGACUUGCUAGCAUCAAAGCCUGGGCCCUCCUCAUUACAUUCUUUUUGGCUUAUGCCGGACUUUUUCUCUACAUGUCGUACGUCGUUGCUGGCUAUAGCUGGAGUUUUGUUGAGUCUACAUAUUAUACAGUCCUUAUGCUCAAAGACUUGACUCCAAACAUGGGAUUGUGGUGGUACUUUUUUGUGGAAAUGUUUACCUUUUUCCGGCCCUUUUUCCUCUGUGUGUUCCAGCUCUUUGCUACGUCAUUUGCCAUUCCAAUAACAAUCCGCUUUUACACAUAUCCUCUUUUUGCUCUUACUAUAGUUUCGGGCACUUUGGCACUGCUCAAGCCGUACCCUGAGGUUACGGAUCUGGGGUUUUAUCUCUCACUUCUUACCCUUUUCAAACCUGUAUUUGUGCUGCUACGUUUCCGUCAGGCAGUUGCACUUGCGUUUUUAUACUCGUCGGCGCUGGCCCCGACGUUUUACCAUUUGUGGAUCUACUUAGGCUCAGGAAACUCCAACUUUUUCUAUGCCAUCACUCUAGUUUAUGCGCUGGGACUGAGUUUAUCACUUACCGACACCAUUUGGGUCGGAAUCCGACUGCUCUACGACGGUGGGAAAAACCCACGCGUCACGCAAAUAUAA
Messenger RNA from Magnusiomyces paraingens, 1317 nucleotides. RefSeq lists its product as uncharacterized. Gene Ontology annotation, biological process: attachment of GPI anchor to protein; protein localization to cell surface. NCBI's taxonomy places the organism in Eukaryota, Fungi, Ascomycota, Dipodascomycetes, Dipodascales, Dipodascaceae. The record is from RefSeq and is a predicted model, not a curated record. Bases 1 to 1317 code for a protein of 438 amino acids. The transcript has a single exon. Gene Ontology annotation, cellular component: membrane; GPI-anchor transamidase complex.